Molecule: messenger RNA, 2682 nt
Organism: Mauremys mutica (yellowpond turtle)
Lineage: Eukaryota; Metazoa; Chordata; Testudines; Geoemydidae
Gene: ACKR5
Product: G protein-coupled receptor 182
Exons: 2
Coding region: 156-1250 (364 amino acids)
Biological process (GO): G protein-coupled receptor signaling pathway
Cellular component (GO): membrane
Molecular function (GO): G protein-coupled receptor activity
Source: RefSeq, a predicted model, not a curated record
CAGCAAGCCCACCCUGAGCUCACUCUGGGAACGACGGUCCCUACAGCAUAGAUCCGCCUGAGCCACAGAGCUGGAGGCACCAGGGCACCGGCUGCUCCUCUGCCACCCACCUGGACACACCUUCAGCCUUCCACUGCAGCCGCUCACCGUCCACAAUGGCCGAGGUGACCACGGUCCCCGCUGAGACGCCGGAUCCCUUUAACGAGUUCGGGGACUACCACAACUGGACCCAGCUGCUCCAAUACCUGAACUACACCUUCACCUUCUGCGACACCCACCUGGACGAGAACAUCAAGCGGGUGAUGCUCUUCGUCCUCUACUUGGUCAUCUUCGUGGUGGGACUGGUGGAAAACAUCCUCGUCAUCUGGGUCAACUGGCACACCUGGGGCAACAAAAACCUGGUCAACCUCUACAUCCUGAACAUGGCCAUCGCCGACUUAGGGGUGCUGUUAUCUCUGCCCAUCUGGAUGCUGGAGGCCAUGCUCGACUACACCUGGCUCUGGGGCAGCUUCCUGUGCCGCUUCACCCACUACUUCUACUUCGCCAACAUGUACAGCAGCAUCUUCUUCCUGAGCGGCCUCAGCGUGGACCGCUACGUCUCCCUGACGACGUCAUCCCGCUUCUGGCGGCAGCAUCAGCACCGGGCACGCCGCCUCCUCUGCUUCGGCAUCUGGAUCUUGGCCGCCCUCCUCCCCUUCCUGGAGGUGGCCCACACACAGCUGGUGGACUCGGUGGAGCCCAUGUGCAUCUUCCUGGCCCCCUUCGAGACCUAUGAUGAGUGGGCCCUGGGCAUCAGCUUAGCCACCACCAUCAUUGGGUUCCUCAUCCCCUUCUCCAUCAUCGCUGUCUUUAACAUACUGACAGCCAUGUACAUCAAGCACUCCAAGCCGGAAAGCAGGAAGCACUGCCUCCUGAUCUACGCCUACAUCGUCGUGUUCCUAGUAUGCUGGCUGCCCUACCACGUCACCCUGACCCUCCUGACCCUCGACGGCAGCCACUUCAUUUACAGCUGCAACGUUGCCAACUUCCUCUACUUCUUCUACGACAUCAUCGACUGUUUCAGCAUGUUCCACUGCGUGGCCAACCCCAUCCUCUACAACUUUCUGAGCAAGAACUUCCGCAGCAAACUCAUCUCGGCGGUGGUGAAGUACAUCCCCAAAGACCAAAUCAACCAGAAAGGCGGGGACCGUUCCUCUUCCAGCACCCAGCACUCUAUAGUCAUUACCAAAGACAACAUCCCACCUAAUUAAACAUCCACCGGGCUCUCCAUACAUUGCUGGCAGCUGGUCCCAGGGGUGGCCGGCUUCCUAAAUCAGACCCCCAAAAGAUUUCUUCCCCUGGCAAUAAGGCAAGACACUUUGCUUUCCGAUGGCAUUUUCUCCUUGCCACCCACGGCUCUGAUAGCUUGGAGGGACGGUAGAAAUGAGAUGCUGUGGGGAGCGGCCGAUAUUUUGCCUCUGACGUGCUGCUGUAUCAAAUCUAUUUAGCUAAAGAAACAGAGAGGAAGAGAUGUUCUGUUUUUCAAAGAAAUGCUCAUUGGUUUAUUACUAUCGAUUAUUCUGGCUACCCCGGGACCUCAACGCAAAUCCGGCUGCUUUGCUCUCCAGCUCCAGCUAAGCAGGAGUUGGAACGAGCAAUGUUUUGCCACCAGCUCUUCCGCGACGCCUGCCUUUUGCUUGCCGAUGUGCUCCGGGUAUCCCACACCGGGAAGAGACCAGGCGUUAAGCUGCCUCUUCCGCUGAACGAUCUAGGUCAGAAAAAAGGGGUGGAAUUCUUUUCCUUCGGCGCACAAAUUGAUCGAGUCGCAGCACCCGGCGAGAGAGACGAGAGGCUGACCUCGCAAGGUGAAGCCAAAGGGAGUGGGAGCCACGGAGCAGGGUGGAGCCUUCACUAGGGAAAGAGCAUGUCAGCGCCAAUAGGAAACGGCUUUUGGAGAGCAAUAUCGCAACCACAGAGGGAAAGAAGCAGGGAGGAAUCAGGCCGCAGUCCACUGUACAGACGUGUUCCCCUAAGGCUUUGUCUACAUUACCACUUUUGUUGGUCAGAGGUGUGAAAAAAAACACACACCCCCCGACCGACAUACAUUUCCCCGACAAAAGUGCUGGUGUGGACAGCGCCGGGUUGGCAGGAGAGCUCUGCUUCCGACAUCGCUAACGCCCCUCGUUGGGGGUGGUUUAACGAGGCCGGCAGGAGAGCUCUGUUCAGCCCUGAGUGAAUUCCGCUAAAGCACGUGGGGAGGGGAAGGCGUGAAGGUAACUGGGAAUUAAUAAAUCACAAAGAACCAACUGAUCCACGGCCUUGGCCGGUUACAAAUACAGAAAAGCAAAUUGGACAGGAUCUGGGGAAAGGGUGCUGAGGGCAAGGAAAGGAGAGGCGGAUGGCGGGAUGUUCCCAGAGCCAAAGCCGUCCCUUGGGUAUGGCGAAUCGGGGUGACCGCUCUGGGCCCCGCGCUUUGGGGGGCCUUGUGCUUCAGUGGGCAUGUGUCGUGCGGGGGACGCCAGGCCAGCCCGGGGGGUGUGGUUAGGGGCUCGGGGGGCUUGGUGCCAGCAGCGGGGGUCGGACCCACAUUCACUGGCUGGGAGCGCGCGGUGCAUUUCUUUUUCUUGCUCGGCAUCAUGGGGCUUGGGCUCAGCCUCUGGCCGCGGCAACCCCAGCCUGCCUCGCCGGCUCCCGGUGUCGCCC